Molecule: messenger RNA, 588 nt
Organism: Notechis scutatus (mainland tiger snake)
Lineage: Eukaryota; Metazoa; Chordata; Lepidosauria; Squamata; Elapidae
Source: RefSeq, a predicted model, not a curated record
CUAACCUUGUUAUCAUUUUCAUCUCCCUUUUGCUUUGAAGGUAAUAAUGGGCAGGAGAAUCAAGAUUCCUGUGAACUGUUCCAAGUGAUCAGUGCUAAAGAAAGAAUGGAGAAGUUUGGAAUUCAAAUGGAAUUAGAAAGCCAUGAGAGAAACCAGUCAAAGAAUUGGAAUCAGGAAAGCUCAUCUUCCAGUGAAGCUCCAAUGCAAGACUUUCUUGCACAACAAGAGAAAAUAAGGAAAAAAUAUACUGGAAAAAGUGUGAACCUAAUCAAAGCUGAAGUACAAGUAAAUGAACAAUAUUUAACCCAAAACAAAGGAGAAGGUGCUAUAGGAAGACACAAUGGAGAGAAUUACAAUGGGACUUUAAUUCUUUCUCUUGGAAAUAACUUCCUUACAUCUCAAAAAGUGAUUGACACAAAAGAGAAGCUUUAUAGAUGUUUGGAUUGUGGAAAAUGUUUUAGAACAAGCAGGCAACUUACUAUCCAUAAAACGAUCCACACAGGGGAGAAACCAUAUGAAUGCAUAGAGUGUGGAAAGACCUUUGCUCAUAGCAGUACACUUACUUAUCAUAAAAGGAUCCACACAGGA